GUAUUAUUUAAGCUAGUCAGCCUGGCAACAUCACCUCCUGCACCCGUGAGAUCCAUUCUGCUUUUUUCCCUUCAUACCGUUUUUUGUCACAGUGUGGUCUGCCUGGUGAUGGACAAACAUUCUGAUGUUGAUGUCCCUUUAAAAGCCUCCAUGCAGCCUCGACGCUGCAGCGCCGCGCUUCAGCCACCAGAGGGCGCGCCGUUGAAAAACAGCAGCGAGCACGGACGCGCUUCCCAAUCCCCCCGCGCCGAGUGUGGAGCUUCUCCCAACAAAGUGUCAACACCGUACGGACGCUUUUUAAAAAAAUAAAAUACACACCGGAGCGGCGCCUAAAGACCCGGUCCGACCUCCGGGACCUAAAAGGCUGCGCUUUGUCCGGACUUUGCGACUCGAAGGAGGCGAGAGACGGAGGGAAUCCCAGGAAAGAAAAGGGAAAACACCCCGGAGGUCUUCCAGCGGUGCGCCGAACAAAGUCAACCCGACAAAGUGUUGGAUGUUUCCGCUUGUUCGGAGGACGUCGUUCGGUGGAAGUAUUUAUUUCCUUUUUGUCCUUUUUUCCUUUCUCCCUCCCGCGGAUUUAUGUCACGCCAGCUGAUCCAUGGCGACAUUCUAAGCGUGGAUAUGCGAGGGGAACUUUUGAAGGAUGAAGAGGAGAAAACCGAGUGAUUCUGACAUGUUUCCGCUCGCAAACAUGCUUCCGCUCGCAAACUUGUAAAAUCUAUGAGAAGCGAGCGGCCGCGGGUGGACUUUGCGUGAUUGUGUGUGAGUGUGAGCGCCGACAGCAUGGAGGAGUGGAGACAAUGCGGGCGGUGGCUGAUCGACUGCAAGGUCCUGCCCCAGAACCACCGGGUCGUCUGGCCCUCGGCGGCCGUCUUCGACCUGGCACAGGCGCUGCGUGACGGCGUGCUGCUGUGCCAGAUGUUGCACAACCUCUCCCCCGGAUCUGUGGACCUGAAGGAGAUCAACUUCAGACCGCAGAUGUCACAGUUCCUGUGUUUGAAAAACAUCCGGACAUUCCUCAAGGUUUGCCACGACAAGUUUGGCCUGCGGAACAGUGAGCUGUUUGACCCCUUUGACCUCUUUGAUGUCAGAGACUUUGGCAAGGUAAUAUCCACUCUGUCGAGGAUCUCCCAUCACAGCAUUGCACAAAUCAAAGGAAUCAGGCCUUUCCCUACUGAGGACACUGCCUUGAACGAGGACGAUGUCUACCGGAGCCUCGAAGAGCUGGCAGACGAGCACGACCUGGGAGAAGAUGACAUCUAUGACUGUGUGCCGUGCGAGGACGACGGCGACGACAUCUAUGAGGACAUCAUUAAGGUGGAAGUACGACAACCCAUGAUCAGAUACAUGCAGAAAAUGGGAAUGACGGAGGACGACAAGAGGAAUUGUUGUUUAGUGGAGAUCCAGGAGACUGAGGCCAAGUAUUAUAAAACCCUUGAAGAUAUUGAGAAGAACUACAUGAUCCCGCUGAGACACAUCUUGAGUCCGCAGGACAUGGAGGCGAUCUUCGUUAACCUGGAGGACGUGAUCAAAGUACACUUUGCCCUCCUCCGAGCCAUCGACCUCAACAUGGUCACCGGAGGAAAUGGUCUGGGAAAGAUCUUCCUGGACUUCAAAGAAAGGUUGUUGAUCUACGGACAGUACUGCAGCCACAUGGAGAACGCCCAGAAAACACUGGAUGAGCUAAUAGCAACGCGAGAAGACGUCAAGAUCAAAGUAGAGGAAUGUACAAUGAAAGUGCAGGAAGGCAAGUUCAAGCUGCAGGAUCUUCUGGUGGUUCCCAUGCAGAGGGUACUCAAGUAUCACUUACUACUGAAGGAACUUCUGAGUCACUCCACCGACCGACCAGAGAGACAACAACUAAAGGAAGCGCUAGAAGCCAUGCAGGACUUGGCCAUGUACAUCAACGAGGUCAAGCGGGACAACGAGACACUGAAGAAAAUUAGCGAAUUCCAAAGUUCUAUAGAAAAUCUCCAGCAGGUGAAGCUGGAGGAGUACGGGAGGCCAAAGAUAGACGGAGAGCUGAAGGUUUGCUCCAUCGUCAAUCGUACUAAACAGGACCGGUAUAUAUUCCUGUUUGAUAAAGUUGUAAUCGUCUGCAAGAGGAAAGGUUAUAGCUACGAGCUCAAAGAGAUUAUCGAACUGCAGUCUUACAAAAUGUCCGAUGACCCCAUGAACAACAGAGACAUGAAAAAGUCAAGUGGAAAAAUGUGGUCUUAUGGCUUCUACCUGAUCCACCUGCAAGGGAAGCAGGGCUUCCAGUUCUUCUGUAAAACGGAAGAAACCAAGAGGAAAUGGAUGGAACAGUUUGAAAUGGCCAUGUCCAACAUCAAACCUGAGAGAGCCACCGCCAACCAGCAUAACUUCCAAAUGCACACAUUCGAUAAGAACACCAACUGUCGAGCUUGCAAGAUGCUGCUGAGGGGAAUCUUCUAUCAGGGUUACUUCUGUUCUCGGUGCGGGACAGGAGCACACAAAGAGUGUCUGGAGGUGAUCACCAUCUGCAGGAUCAAUCCCCAUGACUUGGAACCUGGCAUGUCUUCAGGUCCCAAGAUGGUAGCAGUGAGAAACUACCACGGCACACCGACACCGCCAGGAAAGAUGCCUCUCUCCUUUCAAACAGGAGACUAUAUUGAGCUGCUGAAAGGAGACCCUGACACGUCAUGGUGGGAGGGAAGGUUACUACAAACACAAAAAAGUGGCUUCUUCCCCAGUUCCUGCGUUAAACCGUACUUAGACCCAAAGCCCUUCCAGUCGUUAUCCAGCCGGCAGUCAUCGAGGGAUGCAGACUACUACGGAUAUCCUUGGUUUGCAGGGAACAUGGAGCGCCAGCAGGCUGACAACCUCUUAAAAUCCCACAGUAGCGGCACCUACCUCAUCAGAGAGAGGACGGCUGAAGCGGAGAGGUUCGCCAUCAGCAUCAAAUUCAAUGAGGAAGUAAAACACAUCAAAGUGGUGGAGAAAGACAGCUGGAUCCACAUCACCGAGGCCAAGAAGUUUGAGAGCCUUCUGGAGCUGGUGGAAUAUUAUCAGUCCCAUUCGCUGAAAGAAAGCUUCAAGCUGCUCGAUACCACAUUGCGAUAUCCCUACAAAUCAAGGGAACGCUCGCUAACGAGGGCCAGCCCACGCUCGCCAGCAGCCACCUGCGCCUCCUACAACUUCUCCUUCCUCAGUCCACAGGGCCUCAACUUCUCCUCUUCGCCGAGCUCGGCUCCCUUUUGGUCAGUGUUUACUCCUCGCGUGGUCAGCACAGCAGUGGCCAGGUACAACUUUGCAGCCCGGGACAUGAGAGAACUGUCCCUACGGGAAGGAGACGUCGUCAAGAUUUACAGCAAGAUCGGCGGGGACCAGGGCUGGUGGAAGGGCGAGGCUAACGGACGAAUUGGAUGGUUUCCCUCGACCUACGUGGACGAAGAAGGAGUCCAGUAAGAUGUCCAAACACAACAAAAAGUCAGGAACCGUCAGUCCGCCGAUCUCAGAGAUAACUAGGCACUCUGCAGGAAACAUUUUUUUUUGUUGUUGAUGCCGGAUCUCGAGCGCCUUUCCCAUUCCUUUUGCUGGUGUUCGACUUUUUUUUUUCCAAGCACUCCCCCGUUUCGUUGGUGUACAGCCGUGAGGGGAAAACGUGGCUCGCUGUGUGAUCUGCAAAGGCUUAGACGAAAAAAAAAAACAGACUGCGGAUAGCUUUACGUGGAGGAAAAGGAAAGGAAAAAAAAAUGUUUGAAAUAAAUGUACAGUAUAGAUAAUUUAUUGAAUAGAUAUUAUUACCAUGACUGUUGUUAUUGUGCGGAUUUUAGCAACGAAAAAAAAAAGAAUCUGCGGCGGAGAAAACGAAAAUACGGAAAAAAGAAAUAAAGACGGCUGCUCUUUUUUUUUUUUUUUGCCUUAGUUGUCAUGGCGAUGCCUUGUGGGCCAACUCCAGUGGAGGGAAUAGACUUUUGUGGCCUGGCUGGGCCCCUUGCUGUAUGCAUGUGUCCAGGUGCGGCCCCACACAAACACACACACUUUGUACAGUUCCGUGCCUUCUGAGAGAACGCCAAGCGGAACCUCCGCAGCCGCCGGUUUGGAGAACGUCGACGGACGCUCCCGAAAAGGGAGCAUUCGUGCACAUGCAGCAAGGGUCGGCGUCCUUGAACGCAACACGGUGAAGCGCGGACGUCCGGGGUGUUGACGACGAGCAGCCGUGUCGUGCCAAAGGAAACAAAACUUCACACUUUUUGGCCUGCAUGGACUUUCAUUUUCUUCAUACUUUGCCUUAUUUGAUUAGGUUCUUUUUUUCUCCAAGUGCGGAUUCCUCUUUGGUGCUGUGACCACUUCACUGCCAUUAGGAGAAGUGUGUGUGCAGACACACACAAGGGGGGGUGAGUCAGUGCCAAUUUACCUCCAGUGACUACUGAGAAUAGUUCAGAGGUGUCCAAAGGGCGGCCUGGGGAACCAUCGUAGCCCAACAUAGGCCCUUAUCAACCCUGUGAUGCAUGAAAUAUGACAACCUACAAACCCCGUUUCCAUAUGAGUUGGGAAAUUGUGUUAGAUGUAAAUAUAAACGGAAUACAAUGAUUUGCAAAUUAUUUUCAACCCAAAUUCAAUUGAAUGCACCACAAAGACAACAUAUUUGAUGUCAAACUCAUGAACUUUAUUUAUUUUUUGCAAAUAAUAAUUAACUUUGAAUUUCAUGGCUGCCACACAUGCGCAAGUAGUUGGGAAAGGGCAUGUUCACCACUGUGUUACAUCACCUUUUCUUUUAACAACACUCAAUAAACAUUUGGGAACUGAGGAAACUAAUUGUUGAAGCUUUGAAAGUGGAAUUCUUUGCCAUUCUUGUUUUAUGUAGAGCAGGGGUGUCAAACUCAAAUACAGAGUGGGCCAAAAUGUAAAACUGAACAAAGCCGCGGGCCAAAGUUGAACAAAUUAAUCUUUUAAUAGGGACCCUAACAAGUUUUGCAUUGAAUAUUGAACAUCUAUCCAUCCAGUUUCUACCGCUUAUUCCCUUUUGGGGUCGCGGGGGGCGUUGGCGCCUAUCUCAGCUACAAUCGGGUGGAAGGCAGGGUACACCCUGGACAAGUCGCCACCUCAUCGCAGGGCCAACACAGAUAGACAGACAACAUUCACACUCACAUUCACACACUAGGGCCAAUUUAGUGUUGCCAAUCAACCUAUCCCCAGGUGCAUGUCUUUGGAAGUGGGAGGAAGCCGGAGUACCCGGAGGGAACCCACGCAUUCACGGGGAGAACAUGCAAACUCCACACAGAAAGAUCCCGAGCCUGGAUUUGAGCAAGACUUAUAUGUCUUUAUAGUGACAAGCAAAAUCAAGUUUCAAAUUCUAAUAAUAAUAAUUGAAAAAUAUCAAUGCUAUAUCAAAUAAAAUUUAAAUAAAAAUUGGGCGUGGUCGGGGUUUGGUGAUAGCGGGGGUGUAUAUUGUAGCGUCCCGGAAGAUUUAGUACUGCAAGGGGUUCUGGGUAUUUCUUCUGUUGUGUUUAUGUUCUGUCACGGUGCGGAUGUUCUCCCGAAAGGUGUUUGUCAUUCUUGUUCGGUGAGGGUUCACAGUGUGGCCCAUAUUUGUAACAGUGUUAAAGUUGUGUAUACGGCCACCCUCAGUGUGACCUGUAUGGCUGUUGAGCAAGUAUGCCUUGCAUUCACUUGUGUGUGUUAAAGCCGCAUGUAUUAUGUCACUGUGCUGACACGUUUUUUGUAUGGCAGAAAAGCGGACGUGACGGCAGGCUGUGGAGGACUAAAAGGCACGUCUCCCAAUAAUGUUGUCCGGGUGAACUUUAACUCCUCCCACUGGAUCUUUCCUAGUUACCGAUCAACCUGAUUAGGAUUUAAACCCAGUCCUCUUUGAUUGGGAGAUAGCUGUUUUGACCACUCAGCCAUCUUUGGUCUUCUUAAAGGGAGAUUUCGGGCCCUAAUGACAUAUUUAAUUGUAGAACCUGUCUCAGUAAACUAUGAUAUAAAAGCUUAACUCCACCAGCUGAAGCUUUCCUAGUUACCUGAUUGAUCUGACUGGGAUUUGAACCCAGUCCUUUUUGAUUGGGAGCGAGCUCUUUAACCAUUUUCGGGAGCGGCACUGAACUUCGGGAGUCUCCCGGGAAAAUUGUGAGGGUUGACAAGUAUGAGUAUCAGCGGUGAAUGCGGUGUUACAGGGGCCCCGUCGCUGUAUAAUACCGGCGGGCCAGCUCAAAUCUUAAUUUGAUACUACCUCAAGGGCCAAAUGAAAUUACACAGAGGGCCAAAUUUGGCCCGCGGGCCAGAGUUUGACACCCCUGAUGGAGAGCUCGCACUCUUCUUUUACGAAGCCACGCUGUUGUAACACAUGCUGAAUGUGGCUUGGCAUUGCUGGAAUAAGCAGGGGCGUCCAUGAAAAAGAUGGUGCUUAGAUGGCAGCAUAUGUUGUUACAAAACCUGUAUGUACCUUUCAGCAUUAAUGGUGCCUUCACAGAUGUGUAAGUUACCCAUGCCUUGGGCACUAAUGCACCCCCGUGCCGUCACAGAUGCUGGCUUUUGAACUUUGCGUCGAUAACAGUCUGGAUGGUUCGCUUCCCCUUUGGUCCAGAUGACACGAUGUCGAGUAUUUCCAAAAACAAUUUGAAAUGUGGUCUCGUCAGACGAGAGAAUACUUUUCCACUUGGCAUCAGUCCAUCGUAGAUGAUCUCAGGCGCAGAGAAGCCGGCGGCGUUUCUGGGUGUUGUUGAUAAAUGGCUUUCGCUUUGCAUAGUAGAGCUUUAACUUGCACUUACAGAUGGAGCGACCAACUGUUUUUAGUGACAGUGGUUUUCUGAAGUGUUCUUGAGCCCAUGUGGUGAUAUCCUUUGGAGAUUUAUGUCGAUUUUUGAUAUAGUGCUGUCUGAGGGAUCGAAGGUCACGGUCAUACGGUAACACAAUUUCCCAACUCACACACACACACAAACACACACACACACACACACACACACACACAAAUAAAUAAAAACAAUCUAAAAAAGUGUUUAUUUUUUUCAAUUAAUUGAUAAAAAUGUGGACAAAAUGCCUUAGAACCCAUCCAUCCAUCCAUUUUCUACCGUUCAUCCCCUCUUUGUCGCGAGGGGAGCUGGAGCCUAUCACACCUACAAACUUAUAUUUAUUGAGGGCCACAUUGUAGUUCGAGCUGCCCUGAAAGGGCUGCUUGUAACAACAAAUGAUAUACGAAUUUGCAUAUUCAUUUGAUUAUUAAGCCCUGUGAUGAGGUGGCGACUUGUCCAGGGUGUACGCCGCCUUCCGCGACCAAAAAAAGGACAAGCGGUUGAAAAUGGACGGAUGGCAUUCGAUUAUUAUAUACAGUACAGGACAAAAGUUUGGACGCACCUUCUCAUUUGAUGCGUUUUCUUUCUUUUCAAGACUAUUUACAUUCUAGAUUGUCACUGAAGGUAACAAAACUAUCACCUGGGAAGUGAAAACCAUUUCAUGUUACCACCUCUUGAAGCUCAUGGAGAGAAUGCCAAAGCAAAGGGUGGCUAUUUUGAAUAAACAAGAAUAUAAAUUAGGCUUUCAGUUAUUUUACUUUUUUUUUUAGCUUAGUACAUGUCAGAGUUAGUUUUGUGACGAACCCCAAGAUGCAGAGAAGGAGGCAGGCUUUGAGUAAGAAAACAUGGUUUUAAUAUAAACAUUAAAACAAAACCAAACAAAGGGUACAAACAAAAGGUGCGCACAAGGCGGAUAAACUAAGAGAGCUAGCAUGGGAGCUAGAAAACAAAAAGGAACUUAGCAUGGAAAAAAACAAAAGGGAGCCUAGUGUGUAAGCUACCAGGUAGCAAACAGGAAAACAGAAGUCGUUACUUGUAGAAUUAAAAAAAACCGGAAGCUACAAACAAAUAAAUAUAGCUUACCGCUACGCUGCAAUAAAACAACACGACAGGAUAGCAACGACAAGAGCGACAUGUGGCAACGGCAACAAUCCAGCACUGACUGGAUGGGAAGACAGGUCUAAAUAGGAAUGGGCUGAUUGACACCAGGUGUGGCCAGGUGCCAAUCAAGGACAACAAUCCAGCACUGACUGGAUGGAAAGACAGGUUUAAAUAGGAAUGGGCUGAUUGACACCAGGUGUGGCCAGAUGCCAAUCAGCCCCAGCUGAGGGAACACAGCACUCAGGGAGAAAGACAAGAAACAGACAAAAUAUGAGCGCUGACAGGAACUAAAGACAGGAAAUACUACACACAUACAGGAAAAACUAAAACACAUAUAGUACAUAACUCCACAGUUUUACAUACGUCCAUAGUUUUGAUGCCUUCAGGGACAAUCUGCAAUGUAAAUAGUUGUGCAAAUAAAGCAUUGAACGAGAAGGUGUGUCCAAAGUUUUGGGAAAAAAGAAAAUUGACACCUGUGUUCUAAGUCAUGACUGAUGUUUUGGAGGAAUCCUUUUUUGGAAAGCUGUCCACUGUAGUGACCACGCCUGAAUGCAUCACAGGGUUGGUGACGUACUUUGUUAGAUAUGACACUCAUUUGCUUUGUCAUCCAUAACUCAAAGCUAAGAUGUAGACCUCAGUUGUCCCUACAUAUCUACAUAAAUCUACAUCCAGUCGAGGUUACCGUGGUUCGUCCGUUAUACGGCGCUCAAUACCUGGGGUAGAGCGGAAUAUAUGUUAGGUCGGGAAAAAAAAACAGAGGCUAUUUCAUCCCGACAAGUCUGUUUUUGCAGGUUUCCCUGUGUGGAGAGGCGGGGCAGGGCACGCUGUGGCCCUGCCCAAGAUGGCGUCAGGAGAAAUGUUAAUAAUUUCCUGGUGUGUGAGCCACGCACCUGAAUUCGAUAGCCCCGCCUCCUUGCCGCCAUCUUGGGCAGGGCCACAGCGUGCCCUCCCCCGCCGUCGGCCCGUUGGCUCCGCCUCUCCUCACCCUGCUCUUCAGGGGAUUCCUGUAGGGAUGAAAUAGCCUCUGUGUUUUUCUCCUGACCCAACGUAAAGAUCUACAGUCGUGGUCAAAAGUUUACAUACACUUGAGUCUUGUCUUGAGUUUCCAAUACUUUCUACAAGUCUUAUUUUUUGUGAUGUAGUGAAUGGAGCACAUACUUGGUCAAAAAAACAUUCUUUUUUUUUAAUGAGUUUAUUAUGGGUCUACUGAAAAUGUCAAAAGUAUACAUAUAGCAAUGUUAAUAUAAGGCGCUUUUGGUAGCCAUCCACAGGCUUCUGCUUGAAUUUUUGACCACUCCUCUUGACAAAAUUGGUGCAGUUCAGCUAAAUCUGUUGGUUUUCUGACAUGGACUUGUUUCUUCAGCAUUGUCCACAUGUUUAAGUCAGUACCUUUGGGAAGGCCAUUCUAAUACCUUCAUUUUAGCCUGAUUUAGCCAUUCUUUUGACCUGUGUUUGGGGUCAUUGUCGAAUAUUUCCAAAAAGUAUUUGAAAUGUGGACUUGUCAGACCACAGAACACUUUUCCACUUCGCAUCAGUCCAUCUUAGAUGAUCUCGGGCGCAGAGAAGCCGGCGGCGUUUCUGGAUGUUGUUGAUAAAUGGCUUUCGCUUUGCAUAGUGGAGCUUUAACUUGCACUUACAGAUGUAGCAACAAACUGUUUUUAGUGACAGUGGUUUUCUGAAGUGUUCUUGAGCCCAUGUGGUGAUAUCCUUUAGAGAUUGAUGUUGGUUUUUGAUACAGUGCUGUCUGAGGGAUCGAAGGUCACGGUCAUACGGUAACAGAAUUUCCAAACUCAUUUGGAAACAUAGGCACCGAUCUGCCGAUCAAUCAAUCUUUAAAAAUAUUUUUGAAUAACCAAUUUUGUUGUUGUUAAUUUAGUGGUGAGUUUGGUCCAUUUUGGUGCAAAAUUAGUGCAGUUCAGCUAAAUCAUUUGGUUUUCUGACAUGGACUUGUUUCUUCAGCAUUGUCCACACGUUUAAGUCAGUACCUUUGGGAUGGCCAUUCUAAAACCUUAAUUCUAGCCUGAUUUAGCCAUUCUUUUGACCUGUGUCUAGGGUCCCAUCCAUCCAUCCAUUUUCUACCGCUUAUUCCCUUUCGGGGUCACGGGGGGUGCUGGCGCCUAUCUCAGCUACAAUCGGGCGGAAGGCGGGGUACACCCUGGACAAGUCGCCACCUCAUCGCAGGGCCAACACAGAUAGACAGACAACAUUCACACUCACAUUCACACACUAGGGCCAAUUUAGUGUUGCCAAUCAACCUAUCCCCAGGUGCAUGUCUAGGGUCAUUGUUGAAUAUUUCCAACAACUAUUUGAAAUCUGGACUUGUCGGACCACAGAACACUUUUCCACUUCGCAUCAGUCCAUCUUAGAUGAUCUCGGGCGCAGAGAAGCCGGCGGCGUUUCUGGAUGUAGUUGAUAAAUGGCUUUCGCUUUGCAUAGUGGAGCUUUAACUUGCACUUACAGAUGUAGCAACAAACUGUUUUUAGUGACAGUGGUUUUCUGAAGUGUUCUUGAGCCCAUGUGGUGAUAUCCUUUAGAGAUUGAUGUUGGUUUUUGAUACAGUGCUGUCUGAGGGAUCGAAGGUCACGGUCAUACGGUAACAGAAUUUCCAAACUCAUUUGGAAACAUAGGCACCGAUUUGCCGAUCAAUCAAUCUUUAAAAAUAUUUUUGAAUAAUCAAUUUUGUUGUUGUUAAUUUAGUGGUGAGUUUGGUCCAUUUUGGUGCAAAAUUGGUGCAGUUCAGCUAAAUCUGUUGGUUUUCUGACAUGGACUUGUUUCUUCAGCAUUGUCCACACGUUUGAGUCAGUACCUUUGGGAUGGCCAUUCUAAAACCUUAAUUCUAGCCGGAUUUAGCCAUUCCUCUACCACUUUUGACCUGUGUUUGGGGUCAUUGUCGAAUAUUUCCAAAAACUAUUUGAAAUGUGGACUUGUCAGACCUCAGAACAUUUUUCCAUUUCGCAUCAGUCCAUCCUAGAUGAUCUUCGGGCGCAGAGAAGCCGGCGGCGUUUCUGGGUGUUGUUGAUAAAUGGCUUUUGCUUUGCAUGGUGGAGCUUUAACUUGCACUUACAGAUGUAGCGACCAAAUGUAUUUAGUUACAGUUGUUUUUUAAGUGUUCCUGAGCCCAUGUGGUGAUAUCCUUUAGAGAUUGAUGUCGGUUUUUGAUACAGUGCUGUCUGAGGGAUCGAAGGUCACGGUCAUACGGUAACACAAUUUCCCAACUGAUUUGGAAACAUAGGCGCCGAUCUGCCGAUCAAUCAAUCUUUAAAAAUAUUUUCGAAUAAUCAAUUUUGUUGUUGUUAAUUUAGUGGUGAGUUUGGUCCAUUUUGGUGCAAAAUUGGUGCAGUUCAGCUAAAUCUGUUGGUUUUCUGACAUGGACUUGUUUCUUCAGCAUUGUCCACACGUUUGAGUCAGUACCUUUGGGAUGGCUAUUCUAAAACCUUAAUUCUAGCCUGAUUUAGCCAUUCUUUUGACCUGUGUUUGGGGUCAUUGUCAAAUAUUUCCAAAAACUAUUUGAAAUGUGGACUUGUCAGACCACAGAACACUUUUCCACUUCGCAUCAGUCAAUGUUAGAUGAUCUCGGGCGCAGAGAAGCCGGCGGCGUUUCUGGAUGUUGUUGAUAAAUGGCUUUCGCUUUACAUAGUGGAGCUUUAACUUGCACUUACAGAUGUAGUGACCAGCUGUUUUUACUGACAGUGGUUUUCUGAAGUGUUCUUGAGCCCAUGUGGUGAUAUCCUUUAGAGAUUGAUGUUGGUUUUUGAUACAGUGCUGUCUGAGGGAUCGAAGGUCACGGUCAUACGGUAACAGAAUUUCCAAACUCAUUUGGAAACAUAGGCACCGAUCUGCCGAUCAAUCAAUCUUUAAAAAUAUUUUCGAAUAACCAAUUUUGUUGUUGUUAAUUUAGUGGUGAGUUUGGUCCAUUUUGGUGCAAAAUUGGUGCAGUUCAGCUAAAUCUGUUGGUUUUCUGACAUGGACUUGUUUCUUCAGCAUUGUCCACACGUUUGAGUCAGUACCUUUGGGAUGGCCAUUCUAAAAACUGAAUUCUAACCUAAUUAAGCCAUUCCUCUACCACUUUUGACGUGUGUUUGGGGUCAUUGUCCUGGUAGAACACCCAACUGCGCCCAAGACCCAAACUACGGGCUGAUAAUUUUAGCUUGUCCCGGAGGUAAUCCUUCUUUUUCAUUGUCCCAUUUACUCUCUGUAAAGCACCAGUUCCAUUGGCAGCAUAAUACUACCACCACCAUGCUUGACUGGAGGUAUGGUGUUCCUGUGAUCCAAGGCCUCACCUUUUCUCCUUCACAUUGUUAGGUUUUGUGGCUCAAUUUUUUGUUUCAUCUGACCACAAACUUUCCUCCAAAAGGUCUUAUCUUUGUCCAUGUGAUGUCAAUUUUUUGACCACGACUAUGUAUCCGUGUAGAUAUGUCACUGGCAUUCAUAUUUCUUCACUGCUGUCUUCAUUACCAACGUGGAUGCACCACAUGGUUUUAUACUCCCACCUGGUGGCACUUUCUGGUAUUUCUCGAUGGUUUCACUCGGCCACCUGCCGCCGGGGUCUUCAGAACGACCUCAUUAGAAGCCGCCUACACAAGUGUCUGUUUUCCAACCGUAUUGGAAAGGAAAAGGAAAAACUAAAGUUUUUGACACGAAGUGUGAGGAUGCAUCAAUCAUGAAGGUGUUGAUUUCCAUAUGGAAGUGUGCUCAACUUUGACUGUUUUGUCGCAAAAGACCCAGUCGGACGAUACCAAGUUGGGGCUGUUGAAGUAGUGGACGACAACGACAACCCAAUGCAUGUCGCUAUUUAUAUUUCGACUCCUGUCUGUACGUCCUGGAAGAAAAACACGUACUUCAUCAUGUACAUUUUUUUUUUUUCGAAUGGUCGAAUAUUUCCAAAUGAGGUCUAUCAUGAAAUAAAUAUUUCUCUUUUUCUUUAA
Messenger RNA from Nerophis ophidion (straightnose pipefish), 12781 nucleotides. RefSeq names its product vav 2 guanine nucleotide exchange factor (gene vav2). The transcript has 31 exons. NCBI's taxonomy places the organism in Eukaryota, Metazoa, Chordata, Actinopteri, Syngnathiformes, Syngnathidae. The coding region runs from base 784 to 3429 and encodes 881 amino acids. Gene Ontology annotation, biological process: regulation of GTPase activity; cell migration; intracellular signal transduction. Gene Ontology annotation, cellular component: cytoplasm. The record is from RefSeq and is a predicted model, not a curated record. Gene Ontology annotation, molecular function: protein binding; guanyl-nucleotide exchange factor activity.